CAUCAAACCAUUACUCGCCCUCCGACCGCCAAGGACUGGUAUCACUUGCGGUAGCCACUCAGGAGCAGGGGAGUUUCCUCCCAGCAAGUCGACAUUUGAGAAAGAGGAAGAAGAGGACAAGGUCGCCAUGAAUUGUCUGUCCUGGUGGCUCCCCAUCUUGGUCUUGCCGCUGCCUAUCUGUCCACCAGAGCUCUUUGUCCUCUUCCUGAUCGCUUACGUGCUUCGGACGAAACCAUGCGUCUACUGCUGUCUGGUACUCUUUGGCCUGUCGAUCUCGACAUUCUACUGGUCGGAAUUAAGCUUUCUCACUAGCAAGAUGGCUACGGAUCAUCCUCUCAGGGUCUGGAAUAUCGCAUUGCCUGCCGUUUCUGGUGCACAGCCAGCCGGUUUUCAGCUGCAGUGGGGGUGGCCGAGCGGAGGGAGUGCAGCGGGGUAAGGGGAGCCUAGGCUGAUGUCCUGCUGUUGAUAAUGGCAUUUGUCUGUGCCCCAUUUCGCAAUCGGGAUGAGCCGCCGCCUCGGUGCCCCGAUUCUGUCCCACGGCUUCUGCUGCAUCUCCGUUCCGACGUGUCUACGCCACGCCAGGUGGUGCUUACGUGCGUAGACAGAUGUGCCGAUCAUGUCGUGCCUCGGUUGUAUUUUGAGGCCAUCUCUGGCGUGUAGGCGAAUCUGCCAGCCCAAGUCACCGGUCCCUUGGCAGAGCGAUCGAGAGAUGGAGUAUCCCCCCACUUGCGCCUGCAGAGGAAACGCAAGGGAUGGGGAG
Molecule: messenger RNA, 760 nt
Organism: Microstroma glucosiphilum
Lineage: Eukaryota; Fungi; Basidiomycota; Exobasidiomycetes; Microstromatales; Microstromataceae
Exons: 3
Coding region: 128-436 (102 amino acids)
Source: RefSeq, a predicted model, not a curated record